AUCAGAAUGAGGCUUCCGGUUAUAUCGUCUGGAACUGAAGAUGGUAAAGUUAAAUUUUCAAAGAUCCACGGUAUUCUAGCCCUCAGGCUGUCCAUUAUCGUUCUUACUUCGUGCUAUGCUCGCUCAAUCGUUUUCCUGACACGUUGAAGCUAUCAUAUUGGUGAAAUGAGCGCUCAGGAAACCCGAAAUCAACAACUAUGGAAGAUCCGACGGACUACACUUGCGUUUGGUGUAGUUCAAAUCCUUCUAGGUCUUUCACUAACUACGCUAUCGUUCACAGCCUUCGUAUUUACGUCUUCGGAAAGAAUCCGAAAUGCCUGUCCAUACUGGGCUGGCUUUACGGUAAGUAAUUUUAUUUUUCCUUUGACUGUGUUUUCAAAUCUGCGUGUAGUGAUUACUAGUUGGCGUGAUUUUAAACGACAAAGUUGUCGGGUUUGUGCUAUUUUUCAAUAGGUAUUUUGCAGCGGUGGUGUUGGGAUCAUUGCCUGGAAAUAUUCAUCUGUUAUGUCGGUGAGUUUACCACGAGUUUAGCAGUUCUCGCAAUCAUUUCACACUUAGAUUCUGAACACCAAUUAAUAGAUAGUCAUUCCGUGUCAGAAGUUUAGUCAGUCGUGCAAAACACGGACAGCAUACAAAAUUCUGUUGGCAAAUGUUAUGGUUACUCAAAAUUUCAGCUUACAUUUUCGAUUGAAUCUUACAGGGUAUAAGUUUCGUCAGGGAACGUUAGUAAGCUUAUUAUAUUUUCGUUUUACGGUGUGGUUGCAGCUAUUCUGCGAUGUGCUGUGUCGAAAAUCGAAAUUUUCAUCUUACCCGAGGGAACUGUCGUUAAUACUGACACGAAGAGACGACAAAAUUUUAUAACCUUAAAUGUGACCAUUGCCUGUCAUUUUCAUGCAAAGUCACGUAUAUAUCUUUUUGCCUAAAGUCAUGAAACACCCAGUCAUUGGCUUGUACUCUGCCGCAUGUUUUUGACCAUGUUCCAAAAUUUGAAAAUAAAAUAAAAUGCUUUCCAGACAUAACGUGUCAGCGUGAGACGUAGGAGCUUUUGAUAUUAAAAAAAAUCCAUCCAAGUCUGCCAGAGUCUGCUAAGCCUAAUCUCCGCGCACGUUUUAAAGCCAUAUUCUUAAUUUUACUCAUUCUGACUCACUUUGUUCAAAACUUUUAUAGGAAACUAACGAGCCUUAUUUUGUGGCAAGCGCUUGGCACAUAUAAAAGCCGAAAAAGUCUCUGAUUUUAUGCCACUGUCCUCAGCUCAUGCCAGACAUAAACAUAUUUACAUACACUAAGGGCAGUGGGUCGCAGCUGAAGUUUCAAUUAAUUCCUUUUGUGUUUUUGUUUGAAUGAAGAAAAAAAUGUGGUAUUUUUAGUUACGAUGUGAAUUCUGUCAUGUACAUUUAGACUGGAGCUAAUUUUUUUUAUCAGUUAGAAUUCAGAGAGUCUUUUUAUUGACAUUGUUUCUCCUUUUGAGGUGGGGGAAUUGUAACACAAUAUUGAUCGAUAGAAGAAAUAGUUCUUUUAAUUUUUGCUGGGAGUACACCUAUGUGGUGAAGCAAGAUGUCUAUGUGAAAAGACAUGUUAUGACCACUGUGUGGUAUUUGAUAAAACCUUGAUGUGAGCAGUAUUAGUUGCAAUUGAAAAACCAAUGGUCAAUAAACUAUUAUUGCUUUUUCCCUCUGGAUAUACAUGAAGACAUCCCUACAUCAAGACACAUCCCCUUAAAUGGCCAUAUUCAUUUUUAGCCAAAUUCCUGCCAUACACAUUCAUACUGUGUGGUUUGAUUUAACACUUGACCUCGAUCAAUUUCAUUGACCGCAAUGGAAGAUCUGAGUUAACUUUGAAUGACUUUGAAUCAAAAAAUUUCCAUUUCGGAGAUGCUAAUAUAUAUCCUCAGAUACAGCUAACACAUUUUCUAAAAAAAAACUGCGCUAAUGUUAUGUCAAAAUUAACCUUUUAUUUCGUGAGAUACUGUGUUCUAUAUAUCAACAUGGAAGAGUUUACUCUUGUGUAAAUUAAAAUAACUACGUAGAUAAAUCUUGUUUUCCACCAAAAAUUAUUUCUAGAACCACAAAGUCAAUCAACCUAUGAUGAGCUUCACGGGCUAAACAAAUUUUGGUGAUUCAAAUGUUAUCUGUGAUCAAUGUCUUAACACUUUUUCUAUACCUCAUCAUGGUCGGUUUAGAUUUUGAUGCCAUUGACGGAAAUAACUGAGGAUUUGUGGUGGGUUUUAUCCCUUGCAAUGUUAUCGGCGUUGUAAGCGUGUUAAGACUUUUAUCGCUCGCCCCUUACACUUAAAACACUCUUCAGGAUUAUACUUAAAACUUUUGUCAUUUAGAUUCCCAUUAAGUAUUGAAGAUGUAUGUUGUGCCUAGCAUCUGUUUAUUGAGGUUAAAAAAGUUUGUUUAAAAAAGUGGUGUUUGUAACAACGUUGCUAAGUUCAGUUUCAAAUGAAGUGUUUCAGGAAAACCGGUUAACUUUUUCAUCCUUUUUUACCUUGACUGUCUUAGUAAGGCAACUGAAACUUGUACAAAAAUACUAAGUGGUGAUUUCAAGAAUGAGCACUAAGAGUAAUAUACAGAUCUGGCUCUGCAAUUAUACACUUACGAAAACCUAUUAGAACAUCAGACAAUCUGCCUAUUCUGUAUAAAAGAUGUCUGCAAGACAUAAUUACUGAUGUAUAAGGUCAAGAAUGGUCUUGUACUUGAUAAAGUUCCCAUCCUUUUUGUCCAUAAGAUUCUACACACUGGCUUUGAAGGUAGUUUUUCUGAUAUGCAGUAUGGCAAACACACAAUUAGAUAUCUAGGACCCAUCUUAUGGUUGAUCUACAUUAAGUAGAAGAUUAAAGAGAAUCUCCUAGCCCCAGGUUAAUACACUUUUUGUUUGGCCUCAUUUUAAAAAUGUGAUAUCGGAAAAUACAGUCCAAGAUUGUAGAUGGUGACUGAUUGUGGACCAGUGAUGCUGCUCACAUCACGUAUUUUUUUUCACAAUAAAGUGAUGUUUCCGUUUAAGAUCACGUUAGUUUAUGAUGAACCUGCUUAUCAUGGAGCUAAUAAUUUUCAACUGUCUAGCUAUUAUAUUUCUGUUCCUGAUUUUCCAGAACUAUUGGCUCUAUAAAAAUUACAGGAGGUUAUACCUUCAGUGUGCAUGUAUUUUGGUCUUGCGUUAUCAAAUCAUGUAGUAUAUACACCAAUUUUUUGUGUCUGAAUUACUUUUGACAAAGUAUCGUGGUGAUUGCAAUUAUGUCUUUGUGGUAAGGUAUUCCAGUACCCCUCAAAGGAAAUUGCAAUGAUGAGUGGAAUUUUUGUCGAGGGGAGGAGGCAGACAUUGCUAUAUUCUUGCAAGAGACAAGAAUAAGAAAGAUCGUAAAAAGCUUUGAAGAAAACUAGUUGAUCAUUGCCUGAAACAGGGCGAUCACAAGCAGCGAACCUUGAAACAGUCAUAGAAAAAAACAAAGUGGAUCGAAAUGCCCCAAUCACAAGUAAACAUGUGUUUUCUAAGAGGUUCGCUAAGAUAAUUGACAAAACAGAAAAACCAAAAAUUCCUUUGAAGGUUCCAAAAGGCGCGGUGCGAUACAACGAAUUUGGCUAUAUUAUAUCUCAGUCAUGAUGUCACAGUUUAUGAUAUUACAAUGACAUUAAACACUUAAUGUGAGACUGGUCCUGAGGGAAACAGUAAAUGUUGUUUCCUGAGAAUCUGGUGAGGGAAACAUUGAGCACUGGGAAACCAAAUUAACUGUUUCCGAGAGGAGACCAGUCUUUUAAGUGGCUUGUUAUGUAGCUGGAAAUUUUGAAGCUGACAGCGGUUGUCGGUCAUUACUUUCGCGGGUAACAGCACACUGUUACCCUGUGACAUCAUAGAUUUUGCAAUUUUCCCCGCUCAGAGAUUUUGGUAGGAAGCAGUUUCAUUGUUAGAUGUCAUGUGACCUCGAAGUAACCAAUGAGACCGCGGGCUGUUGGCAAACAAUUUCCAGCUAUAUAACAAAAGAUGAUAAGUUACUUUUAAUUUCAGCUCUGUGCUUGUACCCUAUAACAGUGACAGCUGCAAUAUUGAUAUGAUGAUUUAAUUUGGCUUUUUAUAACCAUAUAAUAUGAGUAUCUUUUUCAAAUAUUUUUUUGAAAAAGUUGUCGAAAGAAUUUAAGCGUGAUGCACAUAAUAUUCAAAUGUGGUUCAUAUUUUACAUGACACGUCAUUUCUCAGAGGUCACGAAGAAAUUGCAAUUUUUGUAUUGUUCAUUUCUGCCAAAAAACCACCACCAUAGAUCGAUUUUUCACAGGGGCACCCAACGAGAAUAUAAUUCAAAACCACUUAAACAUAGCAUUGUUAAAUGUAUUUUAGUAUUUAAACAGUAGAUAUAGGCAUAUUUUUAUCCCCUAGAAAUGUUUCAUCUGUUCGGAAUUCCUAGCUGAAAGUCUAGUGAUAAGAAAAUUAUAGGGAUCAAAAGUUACCUUUUCGAAAAUUUCAGCCAGAAAAAAGGCUCCCGAAAAUUCUAGGUGACCUUUUAAGUGUAAAAAAUCCGUUAAAAUGGGCAAUUAUACCAUUUUUUAGAUGUUCGAAAAUCGUAGGAGAGGCAGGCAAGCAAGAAAUUUUACCACAAAUGUUCCGAAAAUGCUAGAUCUCAAAUCGUCUUCCGAACAGAUAUUUUCCGAAAAUUGUCGUUGGGUGCCCCUGUUUUCAUGCCAAACUUAGUAAAACUGCAAAGGUUUACAAGGAUUCAUCACAAACUAACGGAAAAAUGAGCUCCUAAAGAGGAAAAAUUUUUACCAGAAAAUGAAAAUGAUAUUUUACCUGCACGACAUACAUUGUAUGUCAUGUGGGCAAGACUUCCCUCAUGCCAUACUUUUCCUUGUAAAAUCCCCAAGUUGCAGGCCCCAUUAAUCUCUGUAUUAGCUUACAACAAAUCCUUAUGAAAGUUCACAGUUUUACUAAAUUCAACAUGAUAAAUCUAUCAAAAACAUUGGCCAUGACAUCUGCACAAUGUGUAAUGUACGUGUAUGUAAGUGGAACAUGCAUCACUGUGCUUGAAUUUUUCUCUCUCAUUCUCCUCUCUCAUAUUGUUUGCAGAUGAGCAUGUUCACGUUCUUUUCAGCAGCAUGCGUAGUGGUACAGAUGAUUGCCACCAUUUUAACUGGCGAUACAGGUGGAUUACUUAAGUCGCUUGUUAUGUGUGAAAAACAGAUCUCAGGUGACAGGUGUAGCUGCUGUUCUUCCAUUACCAUGUGCAGUGUCAGUGCUGACAGAUUUGAGUUUGAAGGUGUUGAUAACUGCAGCAUCUUAACUGGACUGAUCACUGGAUUAAUGUAUGGGCUCUGUGUUUUAAAUAUUUUCGGAAGCUUGCUGUGUUUUGUAGCCACCAUCCUGGGAUGCACAGCAGUGGCUCGUGAAACCAGCAGAAAUCAGGUAGCAGUAUUUAAACCCUUUGAGUCCCCAGAGUGAUGAACAUCUGUUAUCUCCUAACACGAUUAAUACAUCAUUAAGGGUUAAGGUUAUGAGAAUUAAUAAAAUGAUCUCCUAAGGGAAACUGUUUUGAUCUUUUGUCCAAUUCUCCCAAGUAAUUCUUUAGCAAAGUGUAUAGAAAAUUUUUUCGUGGAUAUUGGGUCUUUAUAGCAUUAAGAGUCCUUCUCUGUUUUUUAAAAUGUUUUUCUAUAUUAGGUUUCUUUGAACAAUAGUGUCCAGUUAUUAUCUAACAAUUGGCAAAAAUUGAUUACCCUUAAGAGGAGGAGAAGAUGACUGUAUAUUGACCAUCACGGACAAUCAGCUCAUUAUUACGACUUGUCUUUAUCUUCCAAAUAGCUCUUUGUGCAUUAGCACACUUAAAGUGCAGGAAAUUUUAGUCUUAUGUUAUCCCAUUGACCCCAAUUAUCCAAAUGGAAAUUCUCAAGAUUGUUCUUCAGGUUUCCUUAAGAAUAUUGAAGAAAAUAUGUUUAAAGGUCAAAGCAGUUUCCACAAGGUGAUCAUUUCAGUGAUUCUCAAAACCUUUUCUCAUGAUGUAUUGAUGAUGUAUUAAUGAUAGUUAAUGAUAAUGAUUGUUAGGAGCUAGAAGAUAAGCCUGUGUAGCAGGUGCUUUGAAGUAAUGGAGGCAUUACUUCCAAGCACCUACGCCACAGUCUAGGAGAAAAUUGAUGUUGGUCACUCCUUGGAGGCAUUAUUACUUUUGUUUAUAUUUUUGGGUUGGGUGUAAGUUGUAAAUUAACAAUUAGUUCAUGCGUCAGCGUGCGUAUGUCGAGAUAUUGAGCACGCGGGAAGUUUGGAGAGCACGAAAGAGGCGUAAGAGUUGCACGAGGCGCAGCCGAGUGCAACUCUAGCCUCUUGAGUGCUCUCCAAACUUCCCAAGUGCUCAAUAUCUCGACAUACGCACAGCUGCAGCAUGAACUAAUUGUUUUAUAACAUUAUCAAAGCGAUCAAUGCAGCAGUUAACUGAAAAUUUUAUUAUUGAAGGGCGCGCUCAAAGCAGUACGCGUCAAUGUUUACGUGAAUAUAUCUUUUUUCCUCACAGUUAAUCUUAUGUUUUUAUCCUGAAACUGAGAGAAAGUGUACUCUAAAAUGAUUGUAAAAUCCAUAUUUAGGUGCCGGAAAACUAUUAAUUUACCGAAAAAUUGUUAUUGAGAGAAAACAACUUUGCAAAGAAUGAGCUCACGCCAUAGCCCGCACAGCUCGCGGAGAUGACAACAACAACAACAACACUCACCUCUUUUCCUUACUAUCGGUUAACAAAUUCAAACGUUUCCUCUUAAAUUUCUUUACAAAACACAUGGUAAACGCUUCAUUGUCUAUUGCUGAGUUAUGGAUGCACUCAGGAGACUCAGGAUUGCUAAGCUCACAACAACUCGAGGAAUUACGAACAGUUUAUUGACGUCAUCAGCGUGCUCAAUAGGAAUAUGAAGCACGCUCGCGGUAUUGAAUUUGAUUAGGCGAAUUUUCUAGCUAUGUUAUAAUUCAUUUUCACUCAUAACAAAACACUACAUUAACAGGCAAAAUACUUUGUAUUAAUGUGGCUCAGUGGGUGUUAAUGGUAGUGAUUUUGAAACUCCUUUGAAUGUUAGUAGUGGGAAGAGUUCAUUAUAUCUUCAUUUAUCAUACUUGUUCAUUUGUAAUUUAAAAAAUCCUUCUUAAUUUCCCAACUUGUAAUGAGGUGUUCGUUUUUUCUACUUACGGGGACUUCGGGUGUAGCGCUUGCGAAGAAAGAGAGCCUGAUUUCAUUUUGGGAAGUAGACUACAUACAUGCACUGUUUACAGGUAGCCAUUAUGACUCCUGAAGGAGGAUCUUGAGGUUAUGCCUGAACUAAGAUCUCUCCUUACGGAUAACCCACCCGACCCAGGAAAGGUUGGCCACACCACCAGGGUCUACGUCCCCUACUCGUUUCGAACAGUGGUGUAGGUUCUUUUUCGUCUCACAAGAACCAGAUAAACGAAAGUGCUGUGCGAGACGGGACCUACGGUUUUUCGUCGUUAUCUGAGAAGACAAGACAGUCUAACUGUUUUCAGAUGUCAUUACAAAGGCAGCACUUUCUCCUCAGUUAUUUAAAGACCCUGAGUGUUGGUCUGGCCAGGGUCUGAACCCGCGACCUCCUGCUCAGCGGACGGGUACUGAACUGAGCUAACCAGGCAGCGGUUAAAUUCUUACGGGGGAAAUAUUCUUUUUAAUUUAUAGGACCUCUGCAGCCGUCACGGUUCCAGGCGGUCGCACAUCAGCUCUGAAGAUCGCUACACUUGGUCAUCAUACCCGACAGACCUGUCGACGCUUCCUUCAUACGCACCUCCAGUAUAUCACUCAGUAGAAAACAUCCAAGAUUACGGGUUAUCAUCUUGCAUUGUCCCACCACCAGUGUUCGAUCCCACGGAUUUGCCGCCCCCGUACUGCUCGCAGAACCCCUCACUAGCGGAUUCCCAGGGGUCAUUGACUUCGCCCGAGUGCUCCUCUUGUCGAGUAAAGUAUUCUACUGAUCAGGACUUAUCUUUUGUUCGCACGAACUUGCCGAGUUCGGUUAGUCAAGUUCAGAACUUGGCUAAAGCUCACACGACUAUUCAGAAUACCAAUACUCAAGGGGUUAACACGAACGUUCAGAAUGCAGUUACUCAAGUUCAGUUUCCUGCUGGUCGGGAUUCAAGCGAGCCUUACGUGAGCUUGCAUUCUGCAGUUCAGAACGAGCAUUCUACGAUGCAAAUUGAUAACGACAUUUCUACUUGCAGUACGCCUAGUGGAGUUGCUCACUUCGAGGCUGGGAACCCCCCUUCGGAUUCGCAAAGUGUGCGUGUUACUCAAAGUAGCGGACAAUGUUUACCAAGUGGUACAUCUUGUUUGUCACGUAACCCUAAAAGUGGGUUUUCUCCUGAUAGAGAGCUUUCUUGUGUUACGAAAACUGACUCGCUUGUUAAUGAGAGUGCUAUCGGUAGAGAUGAGGUUGGUGUUGUAAAUAUUGAAGCUCAGCAUCCCUCGUCUGCUCUGAUCAGGUCAGAAAAUGAAUUUUGUGAACUCGUUCCAGAUGUGUCAGAUUUGCAGCGACACAAUAAUCCUGUUUCUACGAUCUGUUCGCCCCACAGAGGCGUCACAGUUUUGUCGCUCCGAGCACGGUCAAGUUCUCUGGGUGAAAACUCCAUUUACGUGAACUCUUUCGAGGUUUUGCCUCGACCGCCUCCAAAUAUGCGAAUUCCUCCCGAUGAACUAGGCGCGCCUAGCAGUGCAGACGAUUUAAACACGAAGAGCGCUGAACAGCAUUUGACAAAGCGAGCUUCGCGUUCCAAUGACGCUUUGUUAGAACAGCGCGGGAUCGGACGACGUGAACGUAGGAAAGAGACCACUAGACAUAAGAGGAGAAAGCAUCUCUAUGACAGCCCCAAGCACAAAGAUAAACGCGACGCAAGCGAUAAAUGUAAGGUGAACAAAGGGCAUGAAGACUCUGUAGCUUCAGGCAAGGAAACUAUAGUAUAGCAUAGACCAUAUUUCUUGCAGGAACGAGACAUACUUCAGUGAAAGGGACUAUGUCACAUGCUGUUUUAGGUCAAUCUUUUUUGUGCUGAAGUCAUUCCUCAGUGCCAGCUUACCCAGAUACAGAAUGCUCCUGUACAAUUAUAGAGAAGAUAUCAAUCAAAUUUCUUCGGGGAGCACUAACCAUAAUAAUUAUUUUGGCGAUUUUUGCGGGCAUAUCAUUAAAACUUGAAAAAGUUGGCAGAACAUUGUAAGUUUUAAUCCAUGUCCAUCCUUGCCAUCCUUUAUUACUGUGAACAGGAAACGGUUUCAAUGCCUAAACGUAGGCUUAAAUAACAAAACUGAACCAUUAUUUUUGGACUUUAAUGAAUGCAAAGAUACCAAAUAGCGUGACAUAGUGCCCUUAUAAGCCCUGAUGUGGCCAAUUUUUUCUCCGCACUAUUUUAUAUACAUUUCUCAUUGUGGAGAAUUCAUUUAACAAUCAAAGCGUUUUAGCUUUGCUGAGCUUUUGCUUGAUUCCCAUGAUCAUCGUUUUGCCGGAUUAGGCCGUGAUAUAACAGAGGUUAAGCAUCACGUUUACGGCAAAAGGCAAACGCGAAUUUGAACGACGUGACCAAAUUUCCCCAUUACUUGUCGUUUAUUAUUCAUUAUUUCUACACAUAAAUUAGUAGUUUCACGCAAUUUUUUAUCCAUAAGAAUUGUUUUGAGCUGUUUUUAUCUGCUCAUUUUCUAUCUUGAGAAAUUCUCAACUUGAAUCUAACGUUUGCAGUUUGCCAUAUACCUGAAGCUUAAACUCUACUCUGUUAUAAGGAGAAAGUAGAUUUUGGUCGGAGUUAGGGCUUAACGUUAGUCGAUAGGGUUUUCAGGGUCAAUACCUCCCAAGUUUGAGUAUAAACUAUAAAAUCUAUCUAGCGGUUUGAAAAUCAUCCGCUUAUUUGUAAAGUUAGUAGGCCAAACUGUUUACAAAACCGCUAACAAGAACGCCUUGACACAUACUAAUCAAAUCCUUCUUUCUAGCAAUCGGCUAGAGCUAUCUCCAUGAUCUUUCACACACGUUUUUAAGAAAGGCUGAAACUACUAUGAGGUGAAAUUACAUUACAAAAGUGCUUCGUUUUAUACAGAUAACGGCCGAACAUCAAGAUUGUCCAGGUUUUACCGUGUUUCUAACCAUAAAAACUUCAUCCCAAGAUAUCUCGACAACACUCCAAAAGAUGUCGCUUAAACUUCACGAACAUCGAGGCGCCUAUUGGAGGAAUAAGCUCACAUGAACGAUUUUGGAAUUACACUUCACGUAGUUUAUGCUCAAAUUUGGGAGGUAUUGACCCUGAAAAAACGUAUCGAGCCACCUCAAUCGGUUUAAGAAUGCAGUCAGGGUGGUAAAACCUUUCCUUGGGAGUCGUUAUAACAAUCCUGCGCCACCGCCGAUUUCAUAUGGCAAAAUCACUUACAAAUUACUUUAUUUUCACCCAGAAAAGAAGGUUUGAUUCUCGUUCGUGGCGUUUUAGUAGACAGAACAGGCGUUACUUUUCGCGUUUUUCCGGCGAGCAGAGGCAAGUGAAAAACACCCUCAACGGGGGAAGGCGCGUGUGUUGUCCUCCACGCCCGCCCGCGCGCGCGCUUAGCUUUCAGUCCUAUGAAAAACGCCAAAAAAUAAAUCCUUUUCUGCGGGCUAUGGCUUAAAACUUGGUAAAACUGCCAGCUGAUUAAGCUUUUACUUUAAUUUCGCUUUCUUCCUUCCUGAUAAGCUUUGUUUCUUAAAAGCAGGCGUAAAUCUUCAGAUCCUACAUACAGAAACAAGAAAACUCGAGACUUUUGAAUUGUGCUGUCUUCAAUAUUUUCAAAUUAGUAAAACGAAUUUUUUGAAAAAUGUCGAAUUUUUAGUACAGGCGCUUUGGAUCAAUUAAAUUUGGUAGACUAUGCUUGGUCCACGAAAACUCUCUCGGAAAAGUUGAAUAGAUUUAUCAUUUACUAAUAUAUAAAAGAACAGACAAGGUCAAAGAUGAUUGCCGCUGAUCUGUUAUUGCUCAUGCGUUACUUUGUAUUUUGUGCCUGAGAACUGCAUGUCCGUGCAUCUUAAAUAAAAACAAAAGAAUUAUAUAUGGGGCAUAAAGUGCUUAGACUGAAGAAAGAAAACGUUCUAUUAAAUUUUUAGAGGAAACUGGAGUGUUAUUCCUUAGGGUGGAUUUCCACUGUCGCGUAAUUUUUACGCACGUGCGGAGAUAAGAUAUAGGCAAUGUAUGAAAGGCAGCGCUUUCUUGUUCAAUUUUUACGUUUACGCGCGACGUUCCAUACAUUUACACGUGAAAAAUUACGCGAUGGUGGAAAUCCACCAUAAUGCGUUGGGCUUUUUUAUGAUCGCACAAGCUGUCAAUAGUAUGUGAUAUUCUAAGCUUUCCUGGGUUAAAAUUGGGGCCCAAAAUAUACUGGCCAAAAGUAGAAGCAGGCGCUUGUGUCAAGGUAGCUUAGUUUCUCUAGUAUUUACAACAAUGGGCUACGAAACUUAACGUCAGCGCGGAAUUUCCUGCGUGUAAAUGACCAAUUACAGCUUCAGAACCAAGAAAUAUGUCACUUGAACCUAUCAUCCAAUUUUACAUACGACGGAAAAACUUUAAAAACUGACAGACUGAAGAGUUUUCAAACCCCAGCAACACUCUGUUUUUAUCUUCUUUAAUUUUGUUCAUCCGUGCUUUCCUUGUCGAGUUGCUCCUUCACGGUUUCUACAUUUCGUGACUAAACUCCUUUUUCCAUUGGAGUUCAGUAAAGUUUGUAAACAAAAAACUGCGUUAAGCUUCCGUCCACACAAAACGAUGUACUUGCAAGUUUUGAACCUGCACAAGUCUCUUGGCCUGCGUUCAAACAUUCUUUUGCUUAAAAAGACAUGCAAACGAGGUUAAAGGUUAGCACAAUACAGAAUGUACCUUUCGCCUCGUCCACAUGUUUAAAAAAUCGUGAACAACUGUACAACAGCUAUCUCACCCUUUGUAGGGCAAUCCAAGACAAUCUUGGAUUCUGGAUUCCACGCCGUGGAUUCCGGAUUCCAGGUACUGGAUUUCUUUGUCAGUAAAAUUUGGAUUCUGGAUUCCAGUCGUUGGUGGGAUUCCGGUUUUUUUUAGCUGUAUUCGGGACUCCAAAGUCCAGGAUUCCAGAUUCUACGUGCAAACUAUCGAAUAGCCACAAAGUUAUUUCUUUUCUUUAUUAUUUGUAAACCUUUUGCUUUGGCAAACAGACCCGGUAGUUAAUACUGCUAGGUGCUGAGAAACUCGAGAGAUUCAACCUUUCCAUCUAAUUGUCCGUCCACAUUUGUGGUUUUAAACGAAUUAAAAACUAAAAGGAGAUUUAUCUAUUUAUAGCCGCUGCAUGUCAGUGAAAUCUGUUCCAGAGCACGUAAAUUACGUCUUGUGUAAUAAUAAUAAAUUCGUUAGAGAAACGGAACGAGUUCCGUUAUAUUUUGCCCAGUAGAGACCAUAAAGUAUUUGAAAGUGACAGAGUCGUGAUUUUAGUGACCUACAAAGUAUUAGAUCGCUUAUUAUUGUAUAUUAUGGUUUAUUGUGCCAUUAAAAGAGGGUUGUUCAAAGACAUGACUGCAUUAAAUCCAGGACUUGUUUACUAAUAUGUAUUAGAAAACAAAACAAAAAACAAAUUAAAGAGAUGAACAUUGAAAGAGGG
This is a messenger RNA of Porites lobata, 12586 nucleotides long. The record is from the annotation of a GenBank genome assembly. Lineage: Eukaryota; Metazoa; Cnidaria; Anthozoa; Scleractinia; Poritidae.